Molecule: messenger RNA, 1020 nt
Organism: Fimicolochytrium jonesii
Lineage: Eukaryota; Fungi; Chytridiomycota; Chytridiomycetes; Spizellomycetales; Powellomycetaceae
Product: short-chain dehydrogenase/reductase superfamily
Exons: 4
Coding region: 107-970 (287 amino acids)
Cellular component (GO): membrane
Molecular function (GO): oxidoreductase activity
Source: RefSeq, a predicted model, not a curated record
UGAGGGGUACUUACAGAUGUUGGGCGCCCUAUAAAGGAACAACGGCGGGCACCCUCCUCCUCCAGCCAUCUCGUCGCCUCACAGCACCCGUGGAACAUCAAAAACAAUGUCAUCCCUCCGCGAUCCCCUCGAGGCAGGCGCGCAAGCCGUCCUCAACAUCGGCGCCAACCUCUCCGCGCUCUUCCUUGCCAUCGCCUUGUUCUGGCAGGUCCUGGUCUUCCGCAUACUUGGCCUGGCACCUGUAUACCGUCCUAGGGACGUUCUCAUCACGGGUGCGAGCUCCGGCAUAGGCGCGGCACUAGCGAAAUCCUACGCUGGAUCCGGCAACUGCACGCGUCUCGUGCUCGUGGCGCGCAGCGUCGACCGGCUGGAAAAGGUCGCAGCGGAAUGCCGGAAGCUCGGGGUGGACGUCCGUGUGGAGUCGGUCGAUUCGGGGGACGCAGAGUCGUUGAGGGCCGUGAUGAAAAAGUACCAGAAUGUCGAUCUGGUCAUUGCGAAUGCGGGGAUGGUGAUGCCGGAGACGAGCGGGUUGGAUAACACUAUGGAUGCCGCUGAGGAAAUCGUCCGAGUCAAUGUUUGCGGGACGUUUAACACCAUCGCCCCAAUCAUGGACUCGAUGCGGCGCCGGCGCACCGGCCAAGUUGCAAUCGUCAGCUCCAUCGCCGGGUUUUUCGGGCAUCCCUCCCUCACCUACUACGCAGCAACCAAAGCCGCCCUCGUCGCCUUCUCCCGCGGUAUCCGCCCCGUGGCAGCACAAGACGGGAUCCGAUUCUCCUGCAUCUGUCCAGGCCUCGUCGACACGCCUAUGGCGGCAAACCUGAAGGGCGUCCCGACGUGGAUUGCGUGGAUGCCCGAGACGGCUGCCGAGACCAUUCGACAUGGCCUUGAGCGGGAUCGGCCGGUUAUCGGGUUCCCCAAGUGGCAGUAUUUUGCGGUGGAGAUGGCUAGGUACUGUCAUGGUUUUCGAUAAUGGCUCUACUACGCGAUACACCGGUCUUAACCAACUCGUUUGUCAUCUAC